Messenger RNA from Fragaria vesca subsp. vesca, 3559 nucleotides. RefSeq lists its product as uncharacterized. The transcript has 2 exons. NCBI's taxonomy places the organism in Eukaryota, Viridiplantae, Streptophyta, Magnoliopsida, Rosales, Rosaceae. The record is from RefSeq and is a predicted model, not a curated record. The coding region runs from base 1 to 3321 and encodes 1106 amino acids.
AUGCAGAAAACUGAGACUAAGAACAGCAACAGUUCAGGUCAAUUGUUGCGUGACAUUGAGGAAAUAAGCAAAGCCCUCUACUUGCACAAAGCUCCACCCAAGGCCUUUUUGCCUCCUUACGAUUCACGAUCCAAGUCCGCUGAGAAGCCCCGGUUUUCGGACUCAAACCCGUCAUUUCUCAGGGAAGAUCUGUUGCGCAAGGACAAGAAGUCAUCUUCAAUAUGGAGCUGGAAGAAGCCCUUGAAGGCUCUCAGUCACAUCGGGAAUCGGAAAUUUACAUGCUGUUUUUAUCUCCAUGUUCAUUCAGUUGAGGGAUUGCCUGCGAGUUUUAAUGAUCUCAGUGUGCGUGUGCAUUGGAAGAGGAAGGAUGAGGUGCUCCAGACGAGCUCCUCGAGGGUGGAGGAGGGCGUGGCGGAGUUUGAUGAGAGUUUGAUGCAUAGGUGUAGUGUGUAUGGGAGUAGGAAUGGCCCGAAUCAUUCGGUUAAGUAUGAGGAGAAGCUUUGUUUGAUCUACAUUUCGGUGAAUGGGGCGCCGGGGAUUGAUUUUGGGAAGCAUUGGGUUGAUCUGACGAGGGUGUUGCCGCUUACGUUUGAGGAGUUGGAGGGGGAGAAGAGUUCUGGGAAAUGGUCGACUAGCUUUAACCUUUCGGGGAAGGCUAAAGGCGGUUGCCUUAAUGUUAGUUUGGGGUUUUUAGUGAUGCAGGAUAAGGUUGCUAAUUUGAGUGGUUAUCCUAAUGUUCCACAGGUUAUAAGCACUGUGCCGAAGAGGUCAAGUAGCUUGGAUGCUGGUGCUAGGCAGCUUCAAAGAGUUGGUAGCGUGCCAAGUAAUGUGAACCGCAGGCCUCGUUUUGCAUCUCAGACUGUUGAUUUCAAGGCUCCUCAGGAAGUUAUGCUGACAGGAGGAUUGGAGCUUUCCAAGUCUAUUAAUUUCUUAUGUCAGAGACUUGACGAGGGGAAGUUGUCUAGAGUAAUGGAGUCGGAUUCUGAAUAUUUGCUCCCACUCAAACCUCAGUCAGAGUUGGACAGUUUAUCUGCUAAGGGAAUCGAAGAGGAUGAGGAUGAUGAUGAUGUUGAGUUUACCAUUGUUGAAGUUGGGACAGAAAUACCUGAGAUGGAACAGUUGAACUCUGAUCGAGUUUUUGGCAAUGGUAAUGAUGAGUUUGCAAUUGAGAAUACCUAUGUGGAUGAUGUCAUUAAGGAUUGUGACAUAGUCCUUGAUGAGAAGACUAUGAUUGUUCCAAAGGAUGUCUGUGGUGAUUAUGUGGAUGACAUAAAACAUGAAGAAGAUAGCGUAUGCACCAAAGGAUCAAACAUGAAAGAGGUCGAGUCAGCUUGUCAUAUUCAGUUGGUUUCAGAAUCAGCAGAGUUGAAUCAUUCAUUUGCUCCAGAAGAGUGUCUUGAGGAGUUAAGCCAUAUGGAGCUUAAGUCCACUUACAUGGCAAGUAAAACAGGUAAAAAAUCACUUAGCUUGGAUGAUGUUACCGAAUCUGUAUCAAAUGAGUUCUUAAACAUGCUGGGGAUGGAUGGUUGCAUGGGUUCUGAUAGUGAUCCAGAGUCUCCUAGAGAACUUCUUUUGAGAGAGUUUGAAGAAGAGGCCAUGACUUCUGGAGAUCUAUUUUUAAAUUUUGAUUGGAAUGAAGAGCAGCCAGAAAUUGGAUCCUCUGUAUCACCGGUUUCUUACUAUGAAGAUUAUCUAGGAAAUCCUGAUUUGUCUAUGAUUAUUCAAGCUGCUGAAGAGGAGAACCAGAGAGAAAGUGAGUUGUUAAAGAGAAGGAAGGCCAAGAUUCUUGAAGGCUUGGAGACUGAAGCUUUGUUGCGAGAAUGGGGCUUAAAUGAAAAGGACUUUCAGAAUUCUCCUUGUACCCUUUCUGGUGGAUUUGGUAGUCCAAUUGAUCUACCCCGUCAAGAGCCACUGUUACCAGCACUUGAAGUAGGCUUUGGUCCUUAUGUUCGGAUGAAAGGUGGAGGCCUUUUGCGGUCUAUGAAUCCUUCACUUUUCAGAAAUUCUAAAAAUGGCGGGACCUUGGUCAUUCAAGUUUCUAAUCCAGUAGUAAUUCCGGCAAAAAUGGGUUAUGAUGUGGUGGAGAUAUUGCAGCAUCUGGCACUGGUUGGAAUUGAUAAGUUGCACAUGCAGGUGAAUAAGCUAAUGCCUUUGGAAAAUAUAACCGGCAAGACAAUACUUCAAGUAGCAUGGGAGGUAGAACCAACCACAGUGGUCUCUGACAGGUUUGAGCAGAUUUUGUCUGGGGAGAGCAAGGAUGACGGGUUUCUAUCUAGGUGGAACUGUGAUGACCUGAGAUCAGAACUAGUAGGUGGUGAGGUGGGAUCAGACUUUGUAUCUCUAGAAUGUCUUGUUCCUCUGGCUAUCAAUAAGAUUGAAGCCCUCUUACUUGAAGGUUUAAGAAUACAGUCUCACAUGUCUGAUUCAGAGGCACCAUCAAGCAUAUAUCCUCGGUCUGGUGGUAGGAUUACAUCCUCACAUGCAAAUUGUGGUGAAACUCUCAGGUCAGAAAUUGGAGGAGGGUUGCAAAUGUCGGAUGAUGACGUUGAUGAAUUAAUGGAUCUGUCUUUAUCAUUGGAAGAGUGGUUGAGGCUAGAUGCUAAACUCAUUGCUGAUGAAAAUCAAAGCAGAGAACAAUUAUUGAAAAUCAUUGCUGCUCAUGAUGCCACAUACACAGAUUUGGUUGGUGGAAGCUUGACUGAAGAUAGGAGCUGCAGUGAUUUAUCUGGUAGGAAUUGUGGAUUCUUGGGGAAUAGUCUCACAAUUGCUGUCAUGGUGCAGCUGAGAGAUCCCUUUCGAAACUAUGAGCCAGUUGGUCUGCCAAUGCUUGCUCUGAUCCAAGUGGAGAGAGAUUUAACCCAUUCAAUUCGGAAGAUUCCUAGCAUGGUGUUAAAUGAUAACAAGGAAAAAGAACAUGAUGAGAUCAUCUUAGAGGAGAUUCAUGAUAAGGAAACAGAGAGAAAUGAAGGAGAUGAAGAAGGCAAUCCCCAGUUUAAAAUUAUCGAUGUCCAUCUUGCAGGAGUGGACACUGAGUCAGGCAACGAGCAGCUUUGGGGUACCACAACACAACUGCAAUCUGGGUCCCGAUGGUUGCUUGCUGCUGGUCUGGGUAAGACCAUUAGUUUUCCACUUUCGAACUCAAAAGCUCUCAUAAGAUGGUCGCCAUUGGUUUCAGCCAAGCUGCAGCAUAGGGAUAGCUUCUGGAGCAUCACCUCUACUUCUCAUGUUCAGGAUAUGAGAGCUGCCUGGAAAGACUUGAUUGCCCCACAUAUUCGAAAUCCUAAUGUCAUAUUUUCGAGUGAAACCAUCAAGUCACACUGAACAUGUACAGUUAGCUUGUUAUUUCCUAGUAUAUAUAACGCAUGAUGCAUUUUUUAAUAGUGAAUUUAGAGGCCAUGUUCAUUAUUUCUUUUCCAAUUCAUGUCACCCGAGCUAGUCGAUCAUGUAGCAGAUUCUGGCUACAGGUUUUUGUAUUACCAAACUCAUCGACGUGCUUCGAUUUGAACCUAAGCAAUCUCAGUUCCCUGUUGGACAAGGAUUUUAUAAUUUUUCAUCUUUU